CUGAGUGGCUGCCUGAGCUGACUGCCUGCCUCCCUGCCUUGCUCCCUGCCUGCAUGGCUGCCUCCCCUCCCUCGCCCGUACGCUCUCGCUGGCAGUUGCUCCCAAAAGUGGCACAGAGAUCUCCAGCUCUGAAACAGUAGCGGGACUAAGUAAAUGAGAGCUGCUCACUAUAUUUACUGUGCUGCAUCCAUGACUUUACACACCUGGCUGGUGUAUGGGCUUGGAUUUAUCUUGGCGCUCUGCUUGACACAAGUGGAGGGUCUGCAGUGCUAUGGCUGCAACAUCAUCCAGGGCCAGCGCUACGUGGACGUGGGCUGCUCCAACCCGGAGGUGCUCACCUGCACCCACUCACACAAGGGCUUCAAGCACCGCUUCUGUAUCAAGACAGAGAGCACUGCACUGGGUAUCGUCCUGACCAGCGGCUGUGCCACAUCCAGACACUGCCAGCAACAAGAGCUGCCCGGCGUCCGCAUCCACUGCUGUGACUCGGACCUGUGCAACAGCGCCUCCUCGCGGAAACCCCACACACUACUACAGUGCGCCUGCACUCUGGGCAGCCUCCUGAUACUGAGGAUGUGGUUGUGAUGGGAAGGAGACAAAAACUCACUCAGUGUAUUUGAAAAAAAAACUGUCACAUCCUCACUCACUUGGCAUUACAUCUCAAAGGCUGAAUGGAUUUUAAUGAAGUAUGGUACUUUUGUAUUUACUGUGUGAAUCCCGUGAGAAAAGCUUUCACUACUACAAAAAAUGUCCAUACAACCGACAAGACAGGUUGCACAUGUGCCAAUGAUGGCACAUUGGUGUGCAAAUCUGGAUAAAGGUGCAGAUUAUUGACUUUAAUUUCAGUUUUUGUCAAUAUGAGUCAGUAUCUUUUAGAUGGAACACUCCUAGAAUAAAAAUAAUACAGUCGUGCUGCAUUCCAGAAAACUGGGAAAUCAGAAAUGAGCAACUCUCAGAUGGAAAAAAAAGCUUCAAAGUCAAAGGUAUUACUCACGUAACUAUUUCACCAAGAUGCAGUAAUAAGAGGUCACACAACCAUGCUGUCGCACACAAAAACUACCGUACAUAAAUUUCCCGGUAAUAUCCCCGGUAGUGUAGUGGUACACUCACUUUCGUGGCAGAGAGCAUGUGUCAGUUCCCCGUUAGGGACGCAUGAGGAAGGCUAUCAGGUGUAAAACGCCAAAACCAUUCAUGCAUUUAUUGGUUAUUCUUGAUAUUUUCUGAUAAAAUUUCUGUAAAUAGGUAAAAAAAAAAAUUGGUUUGUUGUCAAGACUGUACAAACAGACGUUUUGUUUACGUUUGAACACAAUACUGUACUUUUAAAACACGUGAGUGAGAAAUCUUGAAUUUCCCAACUGUCUUGAAUGCAGCACAAGUCAUCCUCCAUCAACCAGGAAGUACUGUGACCUGCUAGUUAAGAGAUAAACAUAUUACAGGUGGUCCUCGGGUUACAAACUAAUUUGGUUCCUAGCCUGUGAUGUAAGUUGAGUUUUGGUGCAAGUCUGUUCGCAUACCUAAAUUAUACUUAAAUGAACACUCACACUGUACACAGAACACAUUAAAGAUAUGUAAAAUACAUUAAUAAAACGAUUAAAUACAGUGAUUAAAUGAAGCAGUACCUUUAUCCCUGUGGCUUAUUUGGAGGAGGAAGUACAAAUAAAAGAAUGUUUAAGCCUUCUCCUGAAUCAACAUAAGGCUCACUGGGAUACCUGUAUUGAUUCUGGUCUUCCAGCCAAUAAGACCACUCCGCUGCUUAGUUAUUACUGUCGCUUUCAUAGUAGCAGAUUCUUUAACAUGCUCAAGGAUGCGAUCUUUAUUCUUAACAAUGGUCGCGACAGUCGACCGGUUAAGACCAAAAGUGCGGCCAAUAUUGGUGGGUGUCUCUACUCUCUCAAGAGCUUUUUAUAAUGCUCAUUUUCACUUCCAGGGUGAUGGCUUUUCUUUGCGGAACACAGAAGGGAGUACCCCAAGGACCGCCUGUAUUAGCAUGCUAUGAUUUGCCAUGAUGCAUUACCAAAUAUUAGUUAGACCAGACUCUUUCUGUCUUUGGCUUCUCUCAGCAUUCACACUUUCUCUCUCUCAAUCUGUUUCAAGGGCGUAGACAUUUGACCGUUUAAAAAGCUCUGCAAUGACACAACCUUUCAGCAACGACACGGACUAGUUUUAUAAAGGUUUCAAUGCACUUAUACUGUAUGCUCAUUUUCCACACAAAGAAAGUCACCAUGUGAGAUAUGUUCUUCUAUUAAGGUCACUCAUUUACUCUUUUUUGUGGGGGGGUCAAAUGAUAUAUUUAUAUAUUUUUUUAGUUUGCUGCUCAGAGCACAUUGCAUGCGGUUAUACAUUAUGAUUGUAAGAAAAAUAAUGUACAGUGAAUGCAUGUCAUGUGGUCAGUUAUUGUAUUAAUAAAUAAAAGGAUCAAUAUU
Molecule: messenger RNA, 2423 nt
Organism: Dunckerocampus dactyliophorus (ringed pipefish)
Lineage: Eukaryota; Metazoa; Chordata; Actinopteri; Syngnathiformes; Syngnathidae
Exons: 3
Coding region: 154-585 (143 amino acids)
Source: RefSeq, a predicted model, not a curated record